GAUAGAUGCGCACACUUUGUCUCACAGCAGGACCUGCACCAUGAGCUGUAACCAGAACUACCCAUUCCCACAGGUGUUCCUUGUGGAUGAAGGCGGAGGUUCGCAGCAGGGUAUGCAGCCACCGGGUCUCAUACCCUGCUGGUCCUUCCCCCCUGCCGUUGAGAGGGUGAGGAGCCGUGGGAAGAGCCAGGGCUGCAUGGGAGUCAGGCCCUGUGCAGCCCUGAUCGUGCUGAUGCUGUUCCUGCUGGUGUUUGCCGCCCUGGGGUUUGAAGCCUACCAGAUCUACAACAUGCAGAAAGAACUGAGUGAGAUGAGAGAGGUGAAACCUGAGACUGAGUUUAAUGCGGCUCAGAAGCAAAUCGGCUUCUACGAACCUGAGUUGAACGGAGAGGACAAAAACGACAGAACUGCAGCACACCUGAUGGGGCGUAUUGAAACAGAAAAAUUCUCCAAGACUUUGCGAUGGGAGUCACAGGCAGGUCGGGCGUUCACAUCCGGAGGAGUGGUGUACCAGUUCAAAGAUGGUGCUCUGCAAGUCAACCACACCGGACUCUACCACAUUUACUCCCGGGUGGAGUUGACCUUCAAGGACUGUUCCCCUUCGUCCUCGUUUGUCCACACGGUGUUUGUGAAGAGAGCGGGACGCCCCUCGCCUCUGAACCUGAUGGAGGCCCACAGAGCAGGUUUCUGCUCUCAUCAGCCGGGACGCCCCUGGACCACAGACAGUUACCUCGGCUCCGCCCUGCAGCUGCAGGAAUACGACAGGGUUUUCGUCAAUGUGUCGCACCCCACUUAUCUUAGUCAUGCUCAUUAUGCCAACUUCUUCGGUCUCUACAAGAUCUGAAGAGUUACAAGUGAUUGGAUUUCUCUUGUGUAUAUUAGUUGUCCCUAAAAUGUCUCAGGCAGGAGUGAAUCUUAUUCAUGCUGAGGGUGAUAAUAACUGCACUGAACAGCAUAAUAUGAAAUGGUCUGUAAUGUUAAAGCCCAGAGAAAAUAUUACACAUGCUCUUUGUUGCCAGCUUUAAAAUUGGUGGUGAAAUGAAUUGAAGCAAUAAACAAACAGUGUGCCUUCUAUAAAAGCUGGGAGAGUCAGUUAACACUAAUGCACUGAUACAGUUGUAGCCUCUUUUAAAUAUUUAUUCUAGUGUGGAUCUCACACCUAUGACGUCUAAAAUGUGUGCUUAUGAAAGUGAAAAUGCGUCACCUGAUGGUUGUUUCGAAGUAAAUAAAGAGAUUUA
Chelmon rostratus (copperband butterflyfish) is the source of this 1238-nucleotide messenger RNA. RefSeq names its product Fas ligand (TNF superfamily, member 6) (gene faslg). Gene Ontology annotation, molecular function: tumor necrosis factor receptor binding. The transcript is spliced from 4 exons. Gene Ontology annotation, biological process: extrinsic apoptotic signaling pathway via death domain receptors; positive regulation of canonical NF-kappaB signal transduction; immune response. NCBI's taxonomy places the organism in Eukaryota, Metazoa, Chordata, Actinopteri, Chaetodontiformes, Chaetodontidae. The coding region runs from base 41 to 844 and encodes 267 amino acids. The record is from RefSeq and is a predicted model, not a curated record. Gene Ontology annotation, cellular component: membrane.